Molecule: messenger RNA, 4109 nt
Organism: Trematomus bernacchii (emerald rockcod)
Lineage: Eukaryota; Metazoa; Chordata; Actinopteri; Perciformes; Nototheniidae
Gene: ppp1r26
Product: protein phosphatase 1, regulatory subunit 26
Exons: 5
Coding region: 256-3693 (1145 amino acids)
Biological process (GO): negative regulation of phosphatase activity
Molecular function (GO): protein phosphatase inhibitor activity
Source: RefSeq, a predicted model, not a curated record
CUGGGUUUAAGGAAGCUGGUCCGCCCGGCAGUUGCAGCGGAGGGAGACUCGACGGAUCGAGCUUCAGGCGCUGUGUGAGCUGGCGACGGACCCCGAAAUAUCUCCACGACGACACUACAAACAUCCUAAAAUUCACGCAGCACUGAACACAAUCUUACCGUAGAGCUGUUUUGUGUCAUAUCUAGAUUGAACGAUGUGAUUGAUUGGAGGCAGCUGCACUCCAAUGGUCGAGGACCUCACCCCCCCUCCACUAGAAUGUACUUGAUGAAUGUCCCUCCUGUCGCAGCGAGGCAAACAGAAUGGAGAACAUGUGGCCCACCUGGAGGCUAUAGCCUUCCAGUCUGCUUCAAUGACUCUGACCCAGAGUUGUCCACCAGAGGCACACCUAUCUCAGAUAAGGUCCAGAUGAUCAUAGAGAGCCUUAGGAGCACCCAGUCCUCACUCGAGAUGGGCGACGAGAUCGAGGGAAACGUACCACCAGGACAGGAAGUUCAUCCCCAAGUGUGCAAGGUUGCGAUGGGUUCUUAUGUGGGGGCUAAGUCCAAAACUAAAAGUCCCACUGAGAACCAACAGGCAGAUGUUUCCUCCCCAAUCAACCACGAGAGCAGUGACUCUGACAGCGAUAGUUCUGUGGACAGAGGAAUUGAGGAGGCAAUACUGGAAUAUUUGAAGGAAAAGGAUGAUCACAAACGCAAGGCGGAACCAUGCUUCACCUUUCUCGAAUCAUCCAACAUUCCCAGGAAAAGCCCUCCUUUUCCUGAGGUUUCCAAACAGAACUCUGACAACAAAACAUUUUUGAUUGCCAGCAGCCAGUUCCCAGAAAGUGUCAAAGCUGAGACUCCCACAUCACCAGCUGUUAUACCUAUAAAAAAGUAUAUCAAAGACAAAAUCUCCCUAAAUGAAAACACAGCUAAUACAUUUGAUUUCAAUAAAAGUUCAACAACCAAAAGUUUAGUCAUGUCCCCAGAGCCAAUGAAGAUCCCCUCGAAAACAAUCAACCUCUUCAACAAAGCAAAAUGCCCGGUCAAAGUUAAAGUGGAGGAAGACUCAAAUGAUUCCAGUAGUGACGAUGGCAUCGAGGAAGCCAUUCAAAGAUACCAGUUGGAGAAAAAGGAGCAACAGGUCAAACCAGAACCCUUCAUUCCACAUGCAUUAAAAGAAGAGUCUGACUCAACUAGCGAUGAUGGGAUUGAAGAAGCUAUUCGCUCCUACCAGCUUGAGCAACUCAAAGAUAAGAGUGUCCUUAAUCCAUUCUUGCACAAGCCAAAACACUUUACUAAGUCUUUACUGCAUGCUGUUGGAAGUACGAGCACUGAAACAAUGAAGAAAAAAAGACUGAGAAAGAAGAAGACCGUUGCAGAGAAAGAAGUCAAAUCUGUUCAAACUCCUUCUUCAUCCAUUUUCAUACCCAAGAAUACACUCUCCGGGAGCUCGAAGGGUAAAGGAAAUGAAUUGCUUUUGUUUCAAGUUGAAGGUUUUAAGGAGCAACUUACUACGUCCCCUUCGAAAAUUAAUACUACUGCAGAGCUCAUGUGUGCUGAGGCAAUACUGGACAUUUCAAAAACUGUCAUGCCUGAAGUCUUUCAUCAUAGUGUUGGCCAUAGCAGUUGCACCCCCACCGAAUCUUCUGUGCAAUCAUCCCCUCCUGGCAACUGCCCGGAUGAAGAAAGUGAUGGCAGCUCCAUUGAUAGUGAAGAUGGGAUAGAGCAAGAAAUCAAGAAUUUUCUUGAGCAGAAGGCCCAAAUGCUCAAACAACCGCCCACUGCUAAGACUCAAGAGCCUCAAAGUAUAAAUGAGCCAGAGACAGCGAAAGAAGAACCAGUUGCAACUCAAAAGAAACCCCUAAAAUUGUCUUUGACGCAGAGAAGAAAAGCAAAAGAGGCAAACCUGAGCAUUUCCAACCCUCCAAGGACAGAUGACAAUGUUGAAGAAACAGCCACUAAAGCUUCACCUGAGCGUGGAAUAGAAUCCAGCCCAUUAUUAGUUUCCCAGAGUUGUCAAACACACCAAAUGUCUGGACUAAUCGAGACGGAGCAGAGUGGAGACAAAAGCAGCUCGCUUGACAGUGAUGAAGACCUAGACACGGCUAUAAAAGACCUGCUCAAGACAAAGAAGAAGACAAAGAAAAAGCGAGAUCUUAAGCGGAAAUCAAGGCUGAGCCUAACGGAUGGAGAACCAUUGCUGGGAAAUACUUUAGAGACCAAAAAGUUAAAAAUUGAUCCUAUUUCCAUAAAAGUUCUGAAAAAAGUAGAAAAGAGAAAAGUUGAGGUGAAAGAUAAGUCUGGAUUAAGUAAAAACAGAAUUUCACACCACAAACAAACCAAUAAAAGUAAAGAUAUGCAUGAAGGUGAAUUGACAGCUGGUGUUCAAGCCACUCUGUUGCCGUACAAUACACAGACUGCUGUUGAGACAAAGGAGGACAGCAGUUCAGUGGACAGCGACGAUAGCAUCGAGCUAGAGAUCAGAAGGUUUCUGGCUGAAAAGGCGAAAGUAUCAACCACGGAGAAAAGUAAAGAUGAAGAUGUAUCAAGAAACGGUACUACGGCGGUUUGUGCCCCACUUCAAGAGAGAGACAUUAAACAGGAAAAUCAGCAGGCUGAAAUUCCAAGUCCAGGACAAUCUCCUUUCUGGAGUCAGCCUCUUCCCACACCACAGGGUUUGAUGCCAGACAUAUCUGCUGUUGGCGCACAAUCGCGUCUCUCCUGCGGCCCGACUGCUUUGGAGCCAGCAGACGGGGCGGGGGCGGCUAGAACUGAGCAAAUGAGGCCUACCUUUGGAAAAGGUAUCUUCCACAAUGUCACCCCACAGAUUGCGAAGGUUAGGCCUGUGUUGAGUCCUAACAUUGCUCAUUCUCGCUCUGAGGCAAACAAGUGGCGCCAGAGCUUCGGACUUCCAAUUACUGACUCUAGGAUGCCUAGUCGAACUCCAUUCCAUAUCACAUCUUCUAAAAUCAGCGAGACUUCAUCAGCAUCUCCCGCUUAUCAAAGCGAGGGGCCCAAAUCACAAACUCCAGGCACUGUUUGGUCCUCUGCAAGGACCAGCAGAGCUCCUUUGCCCUGCUCCACAGAGACACAUGUAAAUGCCACGUUCAGAUCUCCUGGUUUGAGUCUUUUGUCAACUGCCAGGCAGCAUCCAAGAGUGUCCUUUACACAGAGGUCUCAGUUCCCUAUAGAAGGAGAGACAGAGAGUAUGGUGCACAUAUCUAAAGACAAGAGUGUGUUUGUUGAACUGGAGUCUAAUAGGACCAACCAUGUCCAGGUUCGAAGCAGGGAAAGAAGCGAGGGAAAUGAAAAAGUGGACUUGCUACGUGAGAUGAAGAGAGAAAGUGAGAGUAUGGAGAUAGACGAUAAGGAAGAACAUCUAGAGAGGAAAGAGGAAGACUUUAUAGACGAGACAGAUUGUGAAUCAGGCAACACCAGAAAUCCAGGGCAGAAGCAGGGCUAUUCCGAUUCGUCUUUGUCCAGUGCUAUUGACCCUGGCAUCACCUUCAGACCUUGCAUAGCUCUAACCACGGAGGAUAGAGUCAGGAUGUUCGACACGAGGUUCCUUACACGCAUAUGCAAAAAGGGGGUUCCUUCUUACAGCCGUGCUCCUGUGUACAGAAAGGCAGUGGAAUGUGUCAAGAGAAAGCUUCAGUUCAUUCCUGUCGACAGGAACAGUGAAGCAUCCAGCCACCACAGCGUAACAAAAUAAAACAUACCUUUGCAUUUGAGGCAUGCAUGGUAUCGCAAUAUGUGGGUUGCUGAAUAAUUGUUUACACUUCAUUAGGCGUUAGAAGAUUUGGUGUUAGACUUGAUGUUGAAGGCAGGUGGCAUUGUUUUAAGUUGGAUUUCAAAAGAAACAUCUUUGUCAUCUUCCUAAUUAAAUAUUAAUAAGGUUUUUCCAAAAUAUGUAAUGAGAUUUGGAAGUUAAUUUGUUGUUUAUUUAGCCAAUUGAUAUUACCUUAUUAUUAUUUUCCUGCACCAAAUAGAUGGCAUGAAACAUACUACAGCUGUUAUUGUUUGUUUUGAAAUAUGUCAUCUUUAUUGCCAGACAUGUGUUCUAUGAGUUAUUUCUUAAAAGUAACGUUGGUUUAUAUUGUGUAUAUCUUUUAAAGCCAAAUAACACGA